CUCUUACCUGCCGCCAGGUGGAAAUCGCGACGCCGCUUCCCGGGAAGUUUAAGAAAGUUUGGAAGGGGCAGCGCUCUUGUGUCUGACGCCGAGCCCGUCGGAGGGAGGAGUAAAAAGCCCCUCUCCGGCGCUCUCGCCUCUGGCUCGCCAUGGAAAGCCGAGGGGACCCCGAGGGCUGCGAGGAAGCCUUUGCCGAGGCUCGCCGUUGGGUGGAGGCAGUUACUGGGAAAAGUUUUGGAAACAAGGAUUUUCGUGCUGCUUUGGAAAAUGGAGUCCUCCUUUGUGAUCUAAUUAACAAGAUCAAACCUGGGAUCAUUAAAAAGAUCAAUCGUCUGUCAACACCGAUAGCUGGGCUGGAUAAUAUAAAUGUGUUUUUGAAAGCUUGUGAAAAUCUUGGAUUAAAAGAAGCACAGCUUUUUCAUCCUGGUGACCUUCAGGAUUUAUCUAAUCGAGUUACUGUCAAGCAAGAAGAGACUAACAGAAGAGUGAAAAACGUUUUGAUUACAUUAUAUUGGUUGGGCAGAAAAGCACAUAGCAAUCCAUAUUAUAAUGGCCCACACCUUAAUUUAAAAGCCUUUGAGAAAUUACUAGGACAAGCUUUGACAAAGGCUCUUGGAGAAUCCUGCAGUCCCAAACAAAGUGGAAGGGAUAGUGGAUACGGUGAUAUUUGGUAUAUUGAACGGAGUGAUACACUUCCUUCAUCUACUAGCCAUAAGAGAGACGAUUCCUUUGAUAGUUUGGACUCUUUUGGCUCAAGAUCCUCUACAAGCUUUUCAUCAGACAUAACUCUAAAAGGUGGCAGUGGAGAUUGUGAAAGUGACACAGAUUCUGAAAUACACGCAAGAAUGCAUGACCCACAUAAGGAUGACAUGUUAUACCGCAGAGUUGCCUUAAUUGAACCCAAACCUGCUGCUGAGUUCAAUCGUUUCUUGCCAAGCAAAGCCAAACCACCAACAUAUAUGCCAGCACCCUUGAGGAAGAGGAGGACGGAGAAGAGCGAGGACAACAGAAGAAGCUGGGCAAGUCCCGUGUUCACUGAACCGGAUGGAACAUUUUCCAGUAACCAGAGAACAACUUUGGAGCAAAAGCUGGAAUGCAAGACAACAGCUAAUGUUCUUUCAGACCUCUCCAAGUAUUUGGAGGAGGAGGAAGAGGAGGAAGAAAGGACAAUAGGGACACCAGACAUUGAGACAGAUGACCUUUAUGUGCGCAAAAUAAAUGCUGCAGUGUCAAAUACAAAAGUUCCCUCCCAUAAGUUUCUUCCUAAGUCUUGGGCUCCUGGAGAAGAAUUGCACUGGAAAAAAGCAAACAGGAUAUCUUUUUCCAAACAGUGGUAUAAAGAGAUUCAAGGAUUCAGUAAAAGCACAGAUUCUGAAGAGGAUAUUGCAGGAAUCCAAAAACUUAAUAUUGCCUUGGGCAGUAUGGAUAACAGUUGCAGAGAAGAUCCAAACUUCAUUAAACAAGGAGCUGAAUAUGCAGCAAAAUCAUUACUUCAAGCUGCAGAAGAUAAAAUUAGGUGUUCUUCUGAUCUACCAAGUCAGUUUUUAUUUCUCCGAGCACUACAAAAAUAUUCUGACGACUUCCUGUCCUUGGAAACUAGAACCAGAAUUGAUCCUACUGCAGGGCCUAGGCUUGUAACAUGCAGAAAAAAUAACUAUUAUAGGCCUGGAUAUGAUCAAAGAGAUGAUGAAAAUGGAGGCUGUUAUCCUGAUUUGGAAAAUGAUGAUUUGUUUGUUCGUAAGACUGGUGCUUUCCAUAUAAACGCAGUAAUUCCUCAAGAUUUUGAGUAUCUUAGGAAGUCUUAUAAUCAAGGACUGCACAUUGAAGGGGAAAUAGUUCUCCAGCCCAGAGAUGAUGAAUUUAUAAUUCCAGAUUUAGAAAAGGAUGAUUUGACAGUCCGCAAAGCUCAGUGGCAGAAGAAAGAUGUACCCUUAUCUGGUGCCCCAGAUAGAUAUCAGCCUGCGCUCUUUCCGGAUCCUUGGAGUCUUCCACCAGAAAUCCAGGCCAAAUUUCUUUGUUUGCUUGAGAAGACCACCGCAAGAGAAGAAAGAGAAAGUGGAGGGAAGAUCUUAGCUCCCUCUUCACGACACAAGAAAGAUGAUAUGCUGAAUCGCAAAAUUGAGCUGUUCAACAUAGGAGUUAAUGUGCAGCCAGUCAGCUUUGCUCCAGGAAUGUGCAGCAAAGAAGAUAUGGAAAAAUGGGAAGCAAUCAGAGAGGCCAGCAAAAUCAGACACAAGAAACAGCGGAUGGUUGAAAGGCUGUUUCAAAAGAUUUCUGAUGAGUAUGGGAGUAAAUCCUUGAAUGACGUCAGUGCAGAUGAGCUGCAAACAAUCCGUCAGCUACGUUAUGAGGAGCUUCAGAGGAUAAGAUCUCAGUUAAAAGAACAAGAUGAACAAUGGCAAGAUGAUCUGGCAAAAUGGAAAAGCAGGCGGAAGAGUCACACUUCUGAUUUGCAAAAGAAAAAGGAGGAAAGAGAAGAAAUUGAGCGGAGAUCUUCUGAGAGUUCUGAAAGGCACAGCAAAUCAUUGAGAGAAAUGCAGAGAGACAGGGAGGGCAAAGAUCAAGGGCUGUACUCUACCCGUCAGCAGAGAGAACACAGACAAAUGUAUUUAUCAAGUGAUGAUGUAUUUACUGAAGAGAAAGAACCUUCAAGACCUUCAAAAGAUCAUCUUGUUGAAAAUGAUGCUGCCAACCUUAUGAAAGAAAAUGAAGAAAACAGUAAAGAGAGUGAGAAAAAAGCAGAACGUUCUAUAAGAGUUGAAACUCAGAUUCCACUUAAGAGCAUGACAGAAGAAAAGAGCCAACCCUCUUUGUCAACUUACAAUUCAGUAAAUGCACAAACUGGGGCAGCUCGAAUUUCAGCUUCUCUCCCAAGAAGUUACCAGAAAACUGAUACUGCCAGGCUAACGUCAGUGGUUACGCCAAGGCCUUUUGGAGUCCAUUCAAGAGGAAUCUCAUCACUUCCUAGGUCUUUUACGAUGGAUGAUGCCUCAAAAUAUAAUGGAGAUACAGAUAGGUCCAGGAAAGCUCAAAGUACAUACACCAGCAACUCAUUCUCUAAGCCAGAAGCUAUACAAAGCCAUUCUACAAGCGAUCUAAGAAAUGUAGAAGACAACAUGAUUGGGGCAAGAUACUCACCUUCAAGGAAUAUUUCUGCUACACCUGAAGCUGUAGAUGAGGAUCAUGUUGGUUCUAAAUCAGAGCAUUCUACCGUCCAUGACUCAGUUACAGCUGCAUCCUCAGAAGCAGAAGAGAGAAGCUUUCCAGGGGCUGAGGUUUCAAGGGUGCAGGACCAGUACAGUGAUAUGAGAAUCAGUAUAAACCAGAGACCAGGCAGCAGUCGGGGCUUUGGAUUUGAAAUAUACCAGAAUCCUUCUGGAGUCUUUGUAAAGUCAGUAGAAGAAGGUAGUGCUGCAGAUUUUUGUCAGCUGAAUGUUGAUGAUGAAAUCCUGUCCCUCAAUGGCACAAAAGUUUCCCACAUGGACGAGAAUAAGUGGGAAACAACCAUCAUCAGUGCACUAGAAACAGGAAACCUUGUCAUGGAUGUUAGGCGAUAUGGCAAGAAGGACUGGGGCAAAGACCAGCCUUCCCUGCCAUAUGCAAGGCACAAAAUCCUCAAUCUCACAAGUCUGGCUACCAACAUUGUAGGUUCUCCUGAAAACAAAUGGAUUAAUGCAACAUCUGGAAACCACACUUCAACCAAAAGUCAGACGGUAUCUCCGCAAAAAGACCUACACAACAACAUCCAGAAUGAUGAUUCAGAAACAAACAUCAAUGGAAUGGUGGGAGAUACAAUUUCCAGUGAGCAAAAAGACACAGAACCUAUUUCUUUGAAAAACUUAAAAAGGCGAUCACAGUUUUUUGAACAAGGGCCAUCAGUUUUUUCUCACAAUUCAUGGGUCUACCUUUGUGGAGGCUCAGAACCUGCAAUGCCUGAUCUUUCAGUUCCACCCAUCAGUGCUCCUAGCCGCUGGGCCUGGGAUCAAGAAGAGGAAAGAAAAAGGCAAGAAAAAUGGCAGGCAGAACAGGAACGCUUACUUCAGGAGAAAUACAAGCGUGAGCAAGAGAGACUCAUGGAAGAAUGGCUGAAAGCUCAGCAAGAAGCUGAAAAGGAGAACUCUAAAUAUUUAAAUGAGGAACAGUAUGAACUGAAAUCAGACACAGCGUCUGUAACUCAGCAAGAGCCCCCUGUUUCCUCCUGGGGGACAAAUGGAAGCAAUAAGGAGGAUUAUUCUGAUGCUGCUAGGCAAGAGGAAGAGGAAAUAGAACCGGAGAAGAAGAAAGAAGAGCAGAAACACCUUGAGGCCCAGAGAUUACAUGAAGCUGCAGCCUUGCAAGCAGAACAAGAAAGGAAGCUCCAACAACUGGAGCGUGAAAGGGAGUAUAAAGUACCGGACACAGUAUACAGUGUGGAGGAGCGAAGAUAUAAGGAAGAGGCAGAACAGAAACCACGAGUGGAACAAGCCAAGGAUGUUUCAGGGCAAAGGCCCCAAUAUCAAAGACAUUAUGAGCCAUCAAGAAAUUCAGAUGAGCAAUCAAACUACUUUAAUGCUGACAGAAGUAAAUCGAGAUCAACUACAGAUCUAGAUGAUCAUCAUUCCAACAGAAAUGAUAUGAAAAACAAACUCUCCGAUCAGUCAUGGAAUAUUGGUGACUCACAGAAGAAAUCUCAGAAGGAACAGGGUUUAUCAGCAGCUGAGCUGGAAAGACAGCAGAUUCUUCAGGAAAUGAGAAAGAAAACACCCCUACAUACUGACAAUAGCUGGAUUAGGCAGCGCAGUUCCAGCAUGCAUAAAGAGCCUGUUGCCCUCCUUGGCAGUAAAAUGAGGAGAGGGGAGAGUUUAGAUAAUCUUGAUUCCUCAAGAUCAAACUCUUGGAGGCCUCAUUCUUGGAUGAAUCAGUCUGCAUCUUCAAUGUCUUUGUCAUCCAGUCAUGAUUUUAGUCGCCAUGUGCCUCCUGUGGUGUCCACUUCAAACCGUGCCUAUAUGCGUACUCCCUCGUCCAACCCGCUGUCUUCUUCAGCCAGUUCUGUGAAGACUUCCUCCUUGCCUCAUAUUGUCCCCUCUGCGCCAUCUCCUGCUCCCCAUGUUCAGUCACCAACUUCUGCUUCCCAUUCUGGAACCCAACAACGUAGCAGGUCGGUGAGUGGAAAGCGAACGUGUUCAUACUGUAGAAACGUUCUGGGCAAAGGAGCAGCCAUGAUCAUCGAAUCUCUUGGUCUUUGCUAUCAUUUACAUUGUUUUAAGUGUGUUGCUUGUGAGUGCGACCUUGGGGGCUCACAGGCUGGAACGGAAGUCCGCAUCCGAAACAAUGAACUUUUCUGCAAUGAUUGCUAUCUCAGAUUUAAAACUGGACAGCCAACCAUUAUGUGAUGCAAGCCUAAAUAUGAAACAAUUGCUACAGAUAGAGGAGGAAGCUGCUGCUGUAGAUCUAUAAAUAUGUAUUGUGUGUGGUGUUUUUUUUAAAAAAUAUGUUUGCCUGUUUAAGUCAUGUAGGAAAUUCUUUGUAUCCUUCCAUUAAAUUUAUUUCAAUCUAUUUAUGAGAAAGUAAUCAGAACCUCUUCUGGAUUAAAAGUAUCCAAGGUUUAAGUUAAUUGUACAAUCCCAUCCUUUUACAAACAGGAAAGAAACCUGAAGUUGGUAAUUUCAGAAUGGUGGAUGCUAAUGAGGAGCUAGCUUUAAUUUUCCAGUAAUAUAUGGUAUUUUUAAUGCUCUUUAAAAUGAGCAUUAGUGAGUUAAUACGGAUUUAUAACUGCAGUUUCUAUUUUUGAUGUAUAUGCUAUACGCUAUAGAGUCCUUCAGAAUAUUAUGAAAAUGGCAUCAGAGGGCAUGCUGUCCAUAUUUCAGUUUCUAAGCUUAAGUAAUAUUACCCUUUUAAAAACGAAAAUGUAUAUUUCAGUCUGUUUGCUUGGGACUUAGUAUUCCAUUGUGCUUUAAUACUAAAAUCCAACGGGGGAAUUAUUUGUGAAACUUUUUUUGUUCUAUGUUUGGAAAAUGUAACUUUACUUGCACCUCAGACAAGUUACUAGAACUGAAGAAUUUCUCCUUAUGUUGACUUAUUUUGUAUUUGUAAAUAAAGUUGCUGAUGCUGCA
Messenger RNA from Pogona vitticeps (central bearded dragon), 6092 nucleotides. It is a transcript of the gene LMO7, whose product is annotated as LIM domain 7. Gene Ontology annotation, biological process: regulation of signaling; regulation of cell adhesion; actomyosin structure organization. Lineage: Eukaryota; Metazoa; Chordata; Lepidosauria; Squamata; Agamidae. The record is from RefSeq and is a predicted model, not a curated record. Gene Ontology annotation, molecular function: actin binding.